Molecule: messenger RNA, 1917 nt
Organism: Juglans regia (Persian walnut)
Lineage: Eukaryota; Viridiplantae; Streptophyta; Magnoliopsida; Fagales; Juglandaceae
Product: probable flavin-containing monooxygenase 1
Exons: 5
Coding region: 67-1614 (515 amino acids)
Molecular function (GO): N,N-dimethylaniline monooxygenase activity; NADP binding; flavin adenine dinucleotide binding
Source: RefSeq, a predicted model, not a curated record
AUUAUCCCUACACUCAAACAUUAUAUUUCAAGCAUAUAUCUUUCACAAAUUCAGUAAAAGAAAAAAAUGGCUCCCAUAGUCUCAAAAAUUGGCAUAAUCGGAGCUGGUGUUAGCGGCUUAGCAGCUGCUAAACAAGUAUCCCACCACAACCCCAUAGUUUUUGAGGCAACUGACUCCAUUGGAGGGGUCUGGAGGCAUUGUUCUUACAGUUCCACAAAACUUCAGUCCUCUCGUUGUGAUUAUGAGUUUUCAGAUUUUCCUUGGCCUGACAGGGAUAACACCAGUUUCCCAUCUCAUACUGAGAUAUUGGAGUAUCUGCACUCCUAUGCUAACCACUUUGAUGUGCUCAAGUUUGUGAGGUUCAACUCAAAGGUGGUGGAGAUCAAGUUUGUUAAUGACGGCCAGGAAGCGACCGAUUUCAGUGGGAAACCGGGGAGCCUCUUGCCCGGACACCCAGUUUGGGAGGUUGCUGUGCAAACCAACGAUUCAGACUCCGUUCAGUGGUACGCCUUCGAGUUCAUUGUGGUAUGCAUUGGGAAAUAUGGGGAUCUCCCUAGAAUUCCUGAAUUUCCAUACAACAGAGGCCCUGAGAUAUUUCAGGGUGAAGUCUUGCAUGCCCUUGAUUACUGCAAACUCGACAAGGAAUCUGCUUCAAAUCUACUCCAAGGGAAGAAAGUUGCAGUCAUUGGAUACAAGAAAUCAGCUAUUGAUUUAGCACUAGAGUGCGCAGAGGCGAACCAAGGACCAGAAGGGCAACCAUGCACCAUGGUGGUAAGGACUUUACACUGGACAGUUCCCCAUUACUGGGUUUGGGGUUUGCCAUUUUACAUGUUCUACUCAACAAGAACUUCUCAAUUUCUCCAUGAAAGACCUAAUCAAAGCCUUCUCAGAACCCUUCUUUGCCUUCUUUUAUCUCCAAUGAGGCAUGGAGUAUCCAAAUUCAUCGAGUCGUAUCUCCUGUGGAAACUUCCUCUGCAAAAGUAUGGAUUGAAACCAGACCACCCUUUCGAGGAAGACUACGCUUCUUGUCAGAUGGCUAUCAUGCCAGAGAAUUUCUUCUCUGAGGCUGAUAAGGGAAAGAUUGUCUUCAAAAGAGCAUCAAAGUGGUGGUUCUCCAAGGAAGGAAUUGAAUUUGAUGAUGACACUAAAGUGGAUGCUGAUGUUGUAGUUCUUGCAACUGGUUAUGAUGGGAAGAAAAAGCUCAAAGCUAUCUUACCUGACCCUUUCCGUAGUUUGCUGGAAUAUCCUUCAGGUGUCAUGCCCUUAUACAGGGGUACAAUCCAUCCAUUGAUUCCAAAUAUGGCUUUUGUGGGUUACCUUGAGAGUGUUUCAAACCUUCACUCUUCAGAGCUGCGUUCCAUAUGGCUAGCUCGCCUUUUAGAUGACAAAUUUAAGCUCCCUAGUGUUGAGAAGAUGAUUGAACAGGCAACAAAAGAAAUGGAAGUCUCGAAGAAGACAACAAGGUUCUAUAAGAGGCACUGCAUUUCUACCUUUAGCAUUAAUCACAGUGAUGAAAUAUGCGAGGAGAUGGGAUGGACUUCUUGGAGGAAGAAGAAUUGGCUUUCAGAAGCAUUUAGCCCCUAUGGUAGUCAAGACUAUGACAAGGAGAAUUGAAGUUAAUAUAAGCACAUUAAUGUCCUUUCAUUACUUCCAUAUGAUCUUAGAGGUUUCUAGUGUAAUUUAUCUUAUAAGCGUCCAAGGAAAGUAAUCAAACAUCAUAUCUAUAUGUAUACAUAGCGUGUGAAGAAUAGGAUUGAAGAUGAUCUCUAUGUUUCAAUAAAAGUACUUUUACAUUGUCUAGAAAUUUGUGAUAUAGUAAACCAAUAGCAAGGGUUAGACUACAGGAAUGGUAGGCUAGCUUCUGGUUUUAUUAACUGCAUUUCUCCACCUUAAUUAAUGAAUUAUGAGUUUAUAAUA